Messenger RNA from Phragmites australis (common reed), 1545 nucleotides. RefSeq names its product INCREASED PETAL GROWTH ANISOTROPY 1-like protein 1. The record is from RefSeq and is a predicted model, not a curated record. The transcript is spliced from 5 exons. Gene Ontology annotation, biological process: chloroplast organization. The coding region runs from base 153 to 1379 and encodes 408 amino acids. Lineage: Eukaryota; Viridiplantae; Streptophyta; Magnoliopsida; Poales; Poaceae. Gene Ontology annotation, cellular component: chloroplast outer membrane.
UGCGUAGGCUCAAACAAUGAUACAGGACCUCACUAGAAAACAUAACCUUUAAUGCUACCAUUAUAUGAGUGAGGAGGUAGGAGACAUAUAUAAACUAUAAGAGUGGAAUCAAUACCACCAUACUGAAACAUCAUUCCUCUGAUGAGGAAGAGAUGAUGAGGGAGGGCGAUGCAUGUGUUGCCCUUCUGAGAAGCAAGCUCCAUGGCCUGCUCGAGAGGAACCGCUCUCUGGAAGAGGAGAACAAGCAAUUGCGACACCAAGUGAGCCGACUAAAAGGCCAGGUCUCCUCUCUCGAAGGGAAGGAUACUGAUAAAAGGAUGCUGUGGAAGAAGCUGGAAAAUUCUGCAACCAGCAUCAGCGACUCCAAGGAAAAGCAGUUUGUCCAGAACAACAACGAAGCGAAGGAAGCCAUAGAUCUCAACAACUCAUCGUGUUACAGUAGGCAGCAAUUCUCCAGGACAGCGCUAAUGAGAUCAAGGGCACCAAGGGUUCCAAAUCCACCGCCCAGUUCGACAUGCAUCCAGCCGGUAAUAAACGUGAGAAAGGAAGGAUGCAUGGCUCCUCCUCCACCACCUUCCAAGUUGCAGAGGAGUACAAAAGCAGUACAAAGGGUGCCAGAGGUAGUCGAGUUGUACCGGUCGUUUGGGCGACGUGAAGGCAAAAAUGAUACAAAGUCUGGAUCUGCGGGAACUCCAGUAGGCACUAACAGCCGAGAGAUGAUCGGGGAGAUUGAGAACAGAUCAGCCUAUGUUUUAGCUAUUAAAUCCGAUGUAGAAAAUCAGGGAGAAUUUGUGAACUUCCUGGCAAGUGAAGUUCAGAAUGCAGCAUACAAGGAAAUAGCUGAUGUUGAAGAGUUUGUGAAGUGGCUUGAUGGGGAAUUGUCAUACCUUGUGGAUGAAAGGGCAGUGCUCAAGCACUUUCCUAAUUGGCCUGAGAAGAAAGCAGAUGCCAUGAGAGAAGCAGCAUUCACCUAUCGAGAUCUGAAGAAUCUAGAAUCAGAAGCAUCCUCCUUCCAUGAUGACAGGAGAGUGGCAGCACCUAUAGCUCUCAAGCGCAUGCAAGCUCUGCAGGAUAAAAUUGAACAAGGUAUUCAUAAUACUGAACGAGUAAGGGACAGUGCAAGUGGAAGAUACAGGGAUCUUAAGAUCCCAUGCGAAUGGAUGCUCAACUCCGGAAUCAUAAACCAACUAAAGAUGGCUUCGUUGAAGCUUGCAAAAGAAUACAUGAACCGCAUUGUGAAUGCACUGAAGUCAGAUCCAUUUGCAAACGACGAGGAGCUGCUUCUACAAGGUGUUCGGUUUGCCUUCCGCAUACAUCAGUACAUUUACAGCUUGCAGGUGGUUUCGAUGAAGGAUGCCGGAAAGCAUUUCAAGAACUAAAGACAUAUGCAAGCAAGUCAGAGUGAUCUGAGUUCACGUGCGUCCAAAUAUAAGUCAUUGUGAUCAACAUAGAUGAUUAAAUUUUGACGAGGAUGGCUCCAAGUGGAGUCCACCAAAUCUUGAGGAUAAUUAGCAAAAAAAUUUAUAAAGUUUAAUUUAUUCUGCA